Molecule: messenger RNA, 810 nt
Organism: Camelina sativa (false flax)
Lineage: Eukaryota; Viridiplantae; Streptophyta; Magnoliopsida; Brassicales; Brassicaceae
Source: RefSeq, a predicted model, not a curated record
AUGAUUUUAAAGCUAAAACCGAGUGCAAAAGGGGCAAAAGAUACCUGGGCCUGGCUACCAACAAAGGAUGGGAUUUACACUGCCAAAUCUAGUUACUUUGAAGCCUCAAAGCUUGAUUCCUCUGUUGGAGACGAAGAGCAACCGGAUCGACCAAACACCGUCACUUUCAACUGGCAACACAACAUAUGGAACCUGAGAACCUCCCCAAAAACAAAGCUCCUCCUCUGGAAGGCUGCUCAAAAUGCUCUCCCAGUGGGUAAGAAUCUACAACAUCGAAAUAUUACGGACUCAGCUGCUUGCUCCCACUGUGGUAACGAGGAAUCAACUCUACACCUAUUCUUCAAGUGCCCCUAUGCGAAACUUGUGUGGUCUAACGCACCCUUCCAGAAUCCUCCCCCUCUGGACACUUUUACAACUACAGACCAGGGCAUUGAAAAUGUUAAUAAACUUACCUGCUUGCCCCCAACAGGUAUUGGAUCAGGCCCCCUAUCCCCGAGGAUCAUCUGGUCCCUUUGGACCUCCCGUAACAAACUGAUCUUCAACAAGACACACCAAUCAGUUGCAGAAACGCUGGAGAUAUCUAUGAGUAGACCAAAAGAAUGGCAGAAGGCACAAAACCCUCUCUCCACCCCAACCCGAAACCCUACUACUAUCAAUAAGCCUCCAGACCCCCCGGUACUUUUCGAUGCUUCACUGACGCUUAAUGGAAAGAAGAUGGAUUUGCAGGCUUCAAAUGGAUCAUCAAAACUCCAGACGACCAGGUCAAGAUCCGCGGCUCAGCCUCUUCAACCCACAUACUCUCACCUUUGA